AUAUUAUUAUAUGUAAUACAUAUUAUGCCAUAUUAUUAUAUGUAACUAGUUUUUCUUUGUUAUAUGUAAGGUUUGAGUACAAAGAUUGCAGGUUUAUUAAUUUAACCCUGCAGAGGUCGUGGUACUAAAAAUUUUGCCGUAGAUCGUGAUAUAUCCGACGAAUAUACAAUAACAAACGCUAAUCCUAUUUUAUAGACUGUUAACCUUUUUUCAUACAUAUAUUCUAUAAAAAUAUAAAUUCUUAUGCAAAAAUAGAUACAAUUUAUCAUUAUUAAAAUGUCAAAUAUCUAUAACAUAUAUGUAUAACAAAUGAUAGUACUAUAUACUCGUAAGUAUAGAAAUAUCUUAGAUCCACAGUAAUAAACGAAAUAACAAAAAUAUUUUUUAAAUCGACGAUCUGUACGUGGAAUAUAUAAAUUUCAUUUGUUAUAACAGCUGUUUUUGGGGGCAAGCUUUGCAACGCAUCUGUUUAAAAAUGUUUACAAAUCAACUAGGAUCUCCACAGGGUUAACAAAGUGAUAUUGUUGUAUAUUGUAUAUAUACUCUGCAGUUAUUGGAAAAUCUCUUAGCAUCGUAUUUCUAUCGGAGAUGGUUGGCUGUACCAUUAUAAUAUGCUUCCUAGAAUUUGGCGUGAUUAUGGAAUGGGAAGAUCAUAAAACAUUCAGUACAGUAACAUAUUUCGUAUUAAUGACAUCGAUGUUUGUAAACGUGUUUAUAAUAUCAUUCAUUGGUGAUCGUCUCAAACAAGAGAGCGAAAGAAUAGGAGAAACAACGUACUUUCUGCCAUGGUACGAUUUUCCGUUGAACGAAGUUAAGAAUGUAAGGACAAUCAUAUUAAGAACUAGAUUACCAUCGAGUUUGUCUGGGGCUAAUAUAUUAGAUCUCUCGCUUCAAGCAUUUUGCGACGUGGUUAAAACUUCAGCAGCAUAUUUCAAUGUUCUGCGUGCAAUGGCGGCAUGAAAAUUCACGCAAAAACAGAUUUCGACUAUAUUCAACAACAUAUACGAAAAUAAAUGUGAUUAAGAGUAAAUAUUAACACAUUACACAUGAAACUGUUUUAAAAAAGAUAAUAAACAUUUUCUUUUUGUUUAUUUCUCUCCUU
This is a messenger RNA of Bombus pyrosoma, 1102 nucleotides long. RefSeq lists its product as uncharacterized. Lineage: Eukaryota; Metazoa; Arthropoda; Insecta; Hymenoptera; Apidae. The transcript is spliced from 5 exons. Bases 589 to 960 code for a protein of 123 amino acids. Gene Ontology annotation, cellular component: plasma membrane. The record is from RefSeq and is a predicted model, not a curated record. Gene Ontology annotation, biological process: sensory perception of smell; detection of chemical stimulus involved in sensory perception of smell. Gene Ontology annotation, molecular function: olfactory receptor activity; odorant binding.